AUGCAAGGAACGAUUUUUCCCGCUCCGAAUUUUAACCCUAUUACGGAUGCCCAGUUGCUAGGAGGAGCCCUACAGGGAAUUAGUUGUGAAAAGGAUGUGUUGAUUGAUAUCCUAACACAGCGUUGCAAUUCACAGCGGCUCAUGAUUGCUGAAGCGUACAGAGACAUGUAUGGCAGGGAUCUGAUAACAGACCUAAAAGAGAAUCUCUCUCAUCACUUCAAAGAAGUCAUGGUUGGCUUGAUGUAUCCACCUGCCUCUUAUGAUGCCCAUGAGCUCUGGCAUGCCUUGAAGGGAGCAGACACAGAAGAAAGAUGUCUAAUUGACAUAUUAGCCUCAAGAUCAAAUAUGGAGAUCUUCCAGAUGAAAGAAGCCUACUUAAUGCAAUAUAAUAAUGAUCUUCAACAAGACAUUGAUUCUGAGACUUCAGGUCACUUCAGAGAUACGCUCAUGAACCUUGCUCAGGGAACAAGGAUGGAAGGAUAUGCAGAUCCUUCUACAGCUGCUCAGGAUGCAAUGAUUCUAUGGGAAGCAUGUCAGCAGAAAACAGGCGAACACAAAAACAUGCUGCAAAUGAUUCUCUGCAACAAGAGUUACCAGCAGUUGUGGAUGGUUUUCCAGGAGUUCCAAAAUAUCUCUGGGCAAGACAUAGUAGAUGCCAUUAACGAAUGUUAUGAUGGAUACUUUCAAGAAUUACUGGUUGCAAUAGUUCUUUGUGUUCGUGACAAGCCUUCCUACUUUGCUUACAGACUUUAUAGUGCAAUUCAUGACUUUGGCUUUCACAAUAAAACAGUUAUAAGGAUUCUCAUUGCCAGGAGUGAGAUUGACUUGAUGACUAUACGACAGCGAUACAAAGAGAGAUAUGGGAAAUCACUCUUUCAUGACAUUAAACAUUUUGCUUCAGGGCAUUAUGAGAGUGCUUUACUUGCUAUCUGUGCUGGUGAUGCUGAAGAUUAUUAAGGAAGAAGCUGAACUUUGAAGGCUGUAUAAAUCUAUUUUAAAUAGAAAUUGAAGCUAUACACAAUACACUAAGAGAUCCGUAUUCUAUGUAAAAGAACAGA
Molecule: messenger RNA, 1058 nt
Organism: Phalacrocorax carbo (great cormorant)
Lineage: Eukaryota; Metazoa; Chordata; Aves; Suliformes; Phalacrocoracidae
Source: RefSeq, a predicted model, not a curated record